AUGGUCGAUUUCGUGUGGGAUGGCGCUUGUGAUGCAUUCCAACUUUUGCCCCCGCAAGGACACUCCUCACCAGCAGACCAGUAUCGCAUUGCCAGGGUCAACCUCAUCAUUCAGAGUGCUGACCCUCUCAUGUUCAUGCACAAUUUUUAUAUCGACAAGAACAAUAAUAUAAUUGUCCACACAAGAUUCAAGAGCAGAUUCAUUAUGGCCAAUGUGAUCUGGUUCAUGUGGUAUUGGAGCAAUGCAUCAUUUCUCGACACAUCCUUCCUCAAGACUAUCAAGAAUGUCCUAGGCGUGGCUGGUGCAGCUACACACUACACAUUGUGUGAACAGGAAAUGGCACAGUUGGACAUGGACCCCUUUGGUGGCAAAGCCCACCACGACAAGUUCAAAGAAAUCAUUCAAGCAUUUGAUGGACUUACUGGUGCAGAGAAGACUGACUUGGAGCAGCAUUUGUGGUAUAUAUUAGAAAUUGGACCUUCACAAGCACAGGGUCAGAUCUUGUUGGGAUCAGACUCAGACGAGUGA
This is a messenger RNA of Suillus subalutaceus, 528 nucleotides long. RefSeq lists its product as uncharacterized. Lineage: Eukaryota; Fungi; Basidiomycota; Agaricomycetes; Boletales; Suillaceae. The transcript has 2 exons. The coding region runs from base 1 to 528 and encodes 175 amino acids. The record is from RefSeq and is a predicted model, not a curated record.